AUGACCUCCGAAGCCAAAGCCACGGCGAUCAAAAAUUACGCAUCGCACGCGAAGCUCGAUCCGAAUCAUGUGACGAUCGAAAUGGUUCAGGCAACUUCGCAAGGAGCUUUGUACUGGGGAACUGAUCACAUGGACAUGUCCGCACGAGGAGCUGCAUCGCAGGCAAUGACCAGGGCAUUUAAGCACAAGCCCGACAUAAAAGCCAUGUACUCCCUCAUGCUCGAUUCCUUUAAAGGGGAAUUCAGACGGGCCUGGUCUUGCUGCAAAGAUUUCCAAUUUGUGAAGACGACGAAGACUACGGUCAACACUUUCCGCAAGAAGCGAGAAGAUGUUGGAACAUACAAGACAUACCUUCAAUUGGUGCAGCUUUUGGGCGGCACCGACCAGCCCAUUGCAAGCGAGCAAGCCCAGAAUUACGAGUAUUGUGUCUUGUACAACACGUGGCUGAAAGCCGACACCUACUUGUGGGUGGAGCAUCUCAUCAGCACGUCCAACAUCGCAGAGUGGACCAGCUGUGUGAGUGUGGAAUGCACCGAGACCAUCCCCGAUUCGUGGAGCGAAAAGGUCGAAAUAUCAAAAGCUCUGCGAUGCUUCGCAGCCGAGCAUGGCAAACGGCUUGUGGACGUUUCCCUGCAAGAGGUGCAGGAGUCGGACCUCGGAGUGGCCGGUUGGGCGGCCAAAUUCGAGACGGUGCCCGCUGCACAACCGAAGGCGGGCGGUGACGGCAGUGCCGGCGGUAGGGCCAACGGUGGCCUUAAGAGGCCCACGCCGACGGUGGAGCCGGAUGGGGCUGGUGCGGUUGGAGAUGAGAACAAGCCUCCGCCGACUGAGACGGAGAAGAAGAAGCCACGCGGCGGGAAUGGGAACUUGGCUGGGAAGAAAGAGAAGGAGGUGAAAGAGCUGUUGGCCCAGGAGCAGUCAUCCGACAACACCAUGAGCUCGAUCACGAUCGAGAUGAGCAAGGGCGAUCCCGCUUCGUGGGCUUGGGCGAGUGGCUUUGUGAAAGGCUACAAGGAUUGCCGGGCGCAGGUGCUCCAGCUCUACGCCGAUAAUCCGUUCUUUCAGUCCAUGAAAGUGGCCGUGCUUUCUGCUAAGGAGCUGCAGAAAGUGAAGAAGGAAUACAAGGAUCAAUAUUUGCCCAAGUUGUGCGACUUUGUGAGCACCCUGGGCCCGAAGAUCUCUGCUAUGGCAGAGGCUAGUGUACAGAUACAACAGAUGGCCCACGCCAAGAAGAAUGCCUCUGAGAGUCUUAAAGCUAGCCCUGCCCCCAAGGCAAAGAGCAAGACUAAAAAAAACCUGGCCCGAUCGGCCUCCACAAGAAGCAUCGGCUCCGCCUGA
Messenger RNA from Symbiodinium necroappetens, 1338 nucleotides. NCBI's taxonomy places the organism in Eukaryota, Dinophyceae, Suessiales, Symbiodiniaceae. The record is from the annotation of a GenBank genome assembly.